Miscanthus lutarioriparius is the source of this 1815-nucleotide messenger RNA. The record is from the annotation of a GenBank genome assembly. NCBI's taxonomy places the organism in Eukaryota, Viridiplantae, Streptophyta, Magnoliopsida, Poales, Poaceae.
AUGGGUGCUGUUGCUGACACACCUGCAGCAGCAGUGCUGCUCCGGCUCCUGCAAUUGGCUGUGUUCUUGGUCUUUGGAGUUGCAGCUGUUUGCCCUGCCGCGCAGGCCUCCACGGUUCAUCACUACCAUUUCCUCGUAAAGAGGGUUAGCGUCACCAGGCUGUGCCGGCAGAAGAGCAUCCUCACCGUGAACGGCCAGUUCCCCGGCCCGACCAUCCGCGCCCGCAAGGGCGACGUCGUCGUCGUGAACGUCCACAACCAUGGCGACAGGAACAUCACCAUCCACUGGCACGGCGUGGACCAGCCGCGGAACCCGUGGUCCGACGGGCCGGAGUACAUCACGCAGUGCCCCAUCCAGCCCGGCGCCUCCUUCGCCUACCGGUUCAUCCUCUCCCAGGAGGAGGGCACGCUGUGGUGGCACGCGCACACCGGCUUCGACCGCGCCACCGUGCAAGGCGCCAUCGUCAUCCGCCCCAGCCGCGGCACCACCUUCCCCUUCCAGUUCCAGAAGAAGCCGCGCGUCGAGGAGUUGCCGCCGAUCAUCCUUGGCGAGUGGUGGCGGGACGACGACGUGAACGACCUGCUCGAGGAGACCAAGCGAACCGGGCGCGACGUCAAGCCGUCGGACGCCAACACCAUCAACGGCGAGCCGGGCGACCUGUUCCCGUGCUCCGAGCGCGGCACCACCGUCGUCGCCGUGGAGCGCGGCAAGACGUACCUGCUCCGGCUGAUCAACGCGGGGCUCACCAACCAUAUGUUCUUCGCCGUCGCGGGACACCGCCUGACGGUGGUGGCCACGGACGCGCGCUACACGAAGCCGUUCGCCACCGACCACGUGAUGGUGGCGCCGGGGCAGACCGUGGACGCGCUCCUGGACUCCGACGACCGCGGCGCCGGAGGCCGGUGCCGGUACUACAUGGCGGCGAGGACGUUCGCGUCCGACACCACCGUCCCUUUCAACAACAGCACCGCCACGGCCGUCCUGGAGUACACACGGACACUGCGGCGCCGGGGCACGCCAAGACGACGACCGCCCGUCUUCCCCGUUGCCACCCUGCCGGCCGUGAACGACAUCGGGGCGGCGGCGGCGUACACGACGCGGCUCCGGUCCCUGGCGAGCGAGGAGCACCCGGUGGACGUGCCGGCGCGCGUGGACGAGCGCCUGGUGGUGACGAUGGCCGUGAACCUGCUCCCCUGCGCGGCGAACACGACCUGCAGCGGCCCCGGCGGCGCCCGCCUCGCGGCCAGUCUGAACAACGCCAGCUUCGUGAACCCGUCCGCCGCCGACGUCCUCCGCGCCUAUUACUACCGCCGCUUUCGCUCCGCGCGCGGCGUGUACGAGGCCGACUUCCCCGACCACCCGCCGUCCGCGUUCAACUUCACUGACCCCGGCGUCCGGGCGUCCGGGCUCGUUGGCGCGGCCACGGAGCGGGGCACCAGGGUCAAGGUGCUGGAGUACGGCGCCGCCGUCGAGGUGGUGUUCCAGGACACGGCCGUGCUCGGCAUGGUGAGUCACCCCAUGCACCUGCACGGGUUCAGCUUCUACGUCGUGGGGCGCGGGCUCGGCAACUUCGACGAGCGGAGGGACCCCGCCGGAUACAACCUCGCCGACCCGCCGCUGCAUAACACGGUCGCCGUGCCCAAAGCUGGCUGGGCCGCCAUACGGUUCCGCGUGAACAACCCCGGGGUGUGGUUCGUGCAUUGCCACUUUGAUCGCCACAUGGUGUGGGGAAUGGACACCGUGUUCAUCGUGAAAGAUGGCAAGGCUCCUGAUGCCAAGAUGAUGCGGCCUCCUUGGAACAUGCCUCAGUGUUGA